AUGUCUGGAACCGACUACACCUACGAUGAACAGGGACAAUUUUUCCCUUACUUCAUCCUCACAAUCACAACGCUGGUGACUGUGCCGACAACCAUCUCGUUUCUAAGGCCGAGUAAAGAGCUCGAGAACACGGGAACGCGUAUAGACUCAGAUUUCAAGCCCGAACAUGCCGACCUUAUCCAAGGACAACGCAAGAAGCAGAAGCGGGCCGAACGCCGGAUCAAACGGGGGAUUCUUAUGGUCCUAGGAUGGGCAAUGAUUGCCAUGAUGGUGUACCUGAUCAUCGUCACUGCCCGCACAGUAACGAAGAUUUGGGACCCAUAUGAUGUAUUGGGAGUUUCUAGGUCCGCAGAUGAGAAGGAGAUCAAGAGGCAUUACCGAAGACUCUCCCUGUCACUGCAUCCUGACAAAGCCCGCGAGGACAGUUCGAAGAACAUUACAAUUCAAUCCAUCAACGAUCACUGGGUAGACGUCACCAAGGCGUUCAAAGCUCUUACAGACGAGGAGGUCCGCAACAACUUCCUUCAGUACGGCCACCCGGACGGCAAACAAAGCUUCAGCAUUGGAAUCGCGCUACCGAAGUGGAUUGUGACCAAAGGCGCUGGUAAAUACGUUCUGCUCAUCUACGCACUAGCCCUUGGUGUCAUCUUGCCGUACACAGUUGGAAAGUGGUGGUAUGGUACCCAACGGCUAACCAAGGAGAAGGUCCUUGUGGCUAGCGCUGGCAAAAUUUUCCGUGAAUACGACAAUGAGCAGGGCGAAGCCGGCGUUAUCGCUGCAUUGAGCACCGGAGAAGAAUUCCACGAGGUACUCGCUGGUAACAAAGCCGAUCAGGGCCUUUCGAAACUGGAACAAAAAGUCCUCUCCGAUGCCUCAAGUGUCGUCUCGCAGACACUUUCAAAGAAGGACCGCCAGAAACUCGACGAUCUAGAUGACAGCCGAAGGCGCAAAGUCAUGACAUUAUUAUGGGCGUACCUCGGUCGAAUUGAGCUUGAAGAUAAUACCCUGAACGACGAAAAGUUCGAGGUCGCGCCUGUUGCUCUCCGUCUCAACGAAGCUUAUACGGCGAUCGCGCUCGCAUACGGUAGCACCCGUGGUGUCCUUUCUGCCUAUCGUACCUCUCAGAACCUGAUUCAGGCUCUAAGGCCAGACGCAUCGCCUUUGGAGCAAUUACCAUAUUUCACUGCGCCAGUCGCCAAGGCCGCCGAAGCUGAGCGAUCAAGACUUCACAUGACCAUCCAGGAUUUUAUGCGCAUUCCCGAUGCGCAACGCAAAGCGCGUGUAGUCGCUCCCGGUCUCCUCACACAAGAGCAAUAUGCAACAGCAAUGUCUGUAGCUUCUCGUAUCCCUAUUCUCCACGUCGAGAAAGCAUUCUUCAAGGUUGUUGGUGAACGCUUCGUCACACCGAGCAGCUUGGUGCAAUUCGUACUCAAGGGCCGAUUUAUACCUUCGGAGGCCACCAACGUUCCCGAAGUCAACCCCAAGGACUUACUUGACAUUGAUCCGGAUGAAGGCGAUGUUGCAGCCAUUACAGGACGCAAAAACGACCGCUCAGAUGAAAAGCCUAUCCAACCGCCUCUAGCGCACGCGCCCUACUUCGCAAGGGAUCAUGCACCUAGAUGGCACAUUUUCCUCGCCGACAGCAAGCAGGGCCGUAUCGCAGUUCCACCAUUUACAUUUUCCACAUUCGACAAGCCCAUCUUUGAUGAGAGUGGUAACCCUACAUACAAUGUACAGACUUUGAAGAUGCAAUUCGGUGCUCCACCUCAAGCCGGAAGCUACACAUUCGUCAUGCACGUCAUCUGUGACAGUUAUGUUGGUAUGGACACAAAGAUGGAAGUUACCUUGGUUGUUGAAGACGCCAGCAAAGCGGAAGAGGUCGAUGAAGAGGAGGAGAUUAGCGAGCCAGACGAGGAAUCUCUUGCUGGGCAAAUGCGCUCCCUAAAGACUGGUGCUGCACCUUCCAAGAAGCGGAGACAAAUAAAUGAUGACUCUAGUGGAAGUGACACGGAAGGUGACGUCGACUCGGAGAGUGAGACCGAUACCGAUACCGACUCGGAUGAGGAAUAG
Molecule: messenger RNA, 2070 nt
Organism: Plenodomus lingam JN3
Lineage: Eukaryota; Fungi; Ascomycota; Dothideomycetes; Pleosporales; Leptosphaeriaceae
Biological process (GO): post-translational protein targeting to endoplasmic reticulum membrane; SRP-dependent cotranslational protein targeting to membrane
Cellular component (GO): Sec62/Sec63 complex
Molecular function (GO): transmembrane protein transporter activity; RNA binding
Source: RefSeq, a predicted model, not a curated record